AUGUCGUCUCAGCGACACGAUAAAGAAAAGGCGGUGAAUGUGCAGGUCCUCCUCCGUUGCAGGUAACGACGGAAUCGAGAUACGGUUACUAACUCCUCUCGUCGCUGGUUACUGUCUUCAGGGAUGGAGUUUUAGGGUUCUUGUGGCCAUUUUGGUGGAGAUCCGUGAUUUACCCCUCGUUCAUCUGCAGUAUUUUUCUGGAAAUGCGUCGUAUAUGACGGAUCUGUCUUUUUUCUUCAAUUCAAACUGCCGUUUGUUCUUCCAGGCCGUUCAGCGAGGACGAGGUGAGAAACAACGCGCCGCUAGUGGUGACAUGCAACGAGUUCCAGAGAGAGGUUGCUGUCACGCAGACAAUCGCCGGGAAGCAGAUUGAUAGAGUAUUCACAUUUGAUAAGGUAAGUGAUCUUUUCCGUUCUGGCCCCGUCGGUUUUCUUCUGAAGUUUCCAGAGAAAUGAUAACUAUACUUUGUUUUCCGAACCGUCAGAUUUUGUUCUACUACAUCUCAGAAACCCUAUGAAAUUGAAUGGUGAUUCAAUUUAUUUCUCCUUUUGAGAAAAGUAGGGAAUAUAGCAAAGUCGAGUACAAUUUCAUGUUUCUUAUUCAGACGGUACAUGUUAGAAUAUCUCUUGCUCCUUUCAUCUGAAAUUGCAUUGCUGACUGUAGAUAUUUCUCUGCCCUGGAUGGUAAGGUCCAAUUUUGAUUGUCCAUUGUGCUGAGGAGCCCAAAUGCGUUAUUCGUCGGCAUGUCGAGUUUUUGGUCGGCAGGUUUCAUUAUGUGAAACCUGUUCACCUCAUCGCAUUAUUGAUGUGACCAUGGGCGUCCCUUAGGCUGACCUAUCUAAUAGAAUGCAUAGAUCUAAAGGUAUAUUGCACUAAUAACCCCAAAGGAAGUGGUGCACUCGAUUGUUUCAAAUGAGAUACGUUUGUCUUAUAGAAUAGUAAGCAGUUCAAUAUGAAAUGAAGGCUGAAGUCUGGAAGAGAAAUAAAGGUAGCUUCAAUUUUAAAUCAAUAUUGAACUCAUUAGGUUGUUGCAGCAUGAAUUGGAUAAUAUGGCUUACAAUUUUGUUCCAUUUACACGGCAUGAAUGGAAAAUACCUUAAUUUUUAGGAUUCUUACUUAGUACUUCUUGCUUGAAAUGCGCCGGAUACUAGAGUUUGUACUGCAAUUGUCUGGAAAUGGAAUCUGGAAAGAACGGAUGAUAUGUUUGCUGUCCUUUCUUAUCAUUCUCUAUUUUUUUCCUCUAAGUUUUGUAAUGAAUUAGGUCUAGUGAGUAUUUGCAUUGUGAUGCUUGCCUAGUUUUAUUCUUGUUUUUGUGGUAAAAAGAAAUGUAUGUUGUAGACGACCAAUUCUGAAACGACAUAUUUAUAUUUUUUAUAUAAUAUACAAAAUAUUAUUUGAUAAAUAAAGGUAUUUUAUACAAUUUUUAUUUUAUUUUGGACAUAUGAAACAUGUAAUGUUUUAUUUAUUUAUCAUCUUCGAAAAAAUGGAGCAUGAAUUAACGGUGAAUGAUCUAGUUCAUUUUUUUUAUUAAUGAUGAUCAUAUUCAUCUGUUUUUUUAUAUAUUACUGAUGAUCAUAUUCAUCUGUUUUUUUUAUAUAUUAAUGAUGAUUAUGUUCAUAUAAGUUCAAAUUUAUACACCUUAUGAUUAUGAUCUGAUUGACGGAUAGGCUGAAAAUUGAAUAUGUGGAAUCUAAAUUUCAUCAUCUUCACUUUGUGUUCACUACAUCAAUUAUGCAGUCAUAUGCCUCACUUUGAGUCGAGGAUAAAUUAACGGCGAAUUUUUCUCAAGCAGGUUUUUGGUCCUUCAGCUCAGCAGAAGGAUUUGUAUGAUCAAGCUGUCAUUCCAAUUGUAAAUGAGGUGUUGGAGGGUUUUAACUGCACCAUUUUUGCUUAUGGACAAACCGGCACUGGAAAAACUUACACAAUGGAAGGGGAAUGCAAAAGAUCAAAGGUAGGAUUAGGAAUUUUUUAUAGGUUUCCUCAGUAAUUUAAUCUCUUUCUAUAUUUAUCUCAUCACAUAGAAAGCUUCUAAACAUUCGCAAUACCCCUGCUGUUAGAUUAUGGUCUGGAAUCAUGACUCCAUCAUUAUAUAUUUUGUCAGAGCGGUCCUAACGGUCAACUGCCUCCUGAUGCGGGAGUAAUACCCAGAGCAGUCAAACAGAUAUUUGACACUUUAGAAAGUCAAAAUGCUGAAUACAGCGUUAAGGUUACAUUCCUUGAGCUGUAUAAUGAAGAAAUCACAGAUUUGCUGGCCCCUGAAGAGCUUUCAAAACUUGUCUUGGAAGAGAAGCAGAAAAAACCCCUGCCUCUUAUGGAAGAUGGCAAAGGGGGUGUUCUUGUUCGAGGUCUUGAGGAAGAGAUUGUGACAAGUGCUGGGGAGAUUUUUAGUCUUCUAGAAAGAGGUUCUGCAAAACGUAGAACUGCAGAGACCCUUUUAAAUAAGCAAUCCAGGUCAUUUUUGAGGAUUUUUUUUCUGUUUAUCCAUAAAAAAUGUUUGUACUUAUGCGUUUUCUGAAUGUUGUUUUCCCUUCUUUUUUUUCUCUUCCAGUCGGUCCCAUUCUCUAUUUUCAAUUACUAUCCACAUCAAGGAGGCAACUCCAGAAGGUGAAGAGCUUAUCAAAUGUGGGAAGCUAAAUCUUGUUGACCUUGCUGGCUCAGAAAAUAUAUCUCGAUCUGGUGCAAGGGAGGUAUUAUAAUUGCUUCAAUUUUAUUUUAUUUUGGUACUGUUGUAAUACUCCUGUAUAUGUUGAUAUAAAUAAAUAAAUAAACCUUGCGGGUCCACUUUGUUCAGUUAAUCAGUUUUGAGUUGGAUUGAUAACUCUAACACGGUAUCAAGAUGAUUCUACUUGUGCAUCAUGGAUCCCUUUAUGUUGUUCACAUGAUAACACUCCAAAGUUCGGCUUGCACAUGGGGAUGUGCCAGAGUAAUCUCGUUUAGGUUAGUUUAAUAUUAACUUGUGGAUGCAAAAAAUUGGUCCACUAUACUCGUAGUAAACUGGUCAGAUUGAUGGCUUACUACCCAUAACAGAUACUAAAAUGAGCAUGUGUAUUAAAAAGCAUGUAUUCUUGUGAACAACUGCUGUUAAUGCUUUACAUCCUUCGAAACGUGACUGUUCUCUCUCGUAAUUAUUAUCUUCAUUCCUAGGGCCGUGCGAGAGAGGCUGGUGAAAUCAAUAAGAGCUUACUUACAUUGGGUCGUGUCAUUACCGCACUGGUAGAGCAUCUUGGGCAUAUCCCAUACAGGUUCUUUCUUUCAACUAUAUAAUUUAUUUGCUGUGAUUCUUCUCCAAGCAUACUGUAUGUUAUGUUAGUAUAUCCCAUAUGUUAUGUGCCAUACAGGGAUAGCAAGCUUACUCGUUUGCUGCGUGAUUCACUUGGUGGGAAGACUAAGACAUGUAUUAUUGCAACUGUUUCACCAUCUGUUUACUGUCUUGAGGAGACACUCAGUACAUUGGACUAUGCUCACAGGGCCAAGAAUAUUAAGAACAGACCUGAGGUUUGCUAUUCACAUGACACAUCUUGCAUAAUUGUUGGAUCAUAUUGAAAUCCCUUCUGCCAUAUCUUUUUCUGGUGUUCACAAUUUUUGAAAUUAAUUACGAAUAGUUAUUCAAUGGCUAUGGCUGCAAAAUAUUGUGUCUUUGAUGUAUGUUAAUUAUUCGCAAGAAAAGUCAAAGCAUAUCCAAUCCCUCAAAAUAGCAAUUAUAAACUGACGGCUGUUAAAAUGCCCCUAUAAACCGUAAAUUCAUCCCUAUCUGAUUAAUUAUCAGUCUUGCCAUUAUUUUACCCUUCAUGUAAACAAAAAGAAAGGUUUCAUCCAUCAAGCAUUUCUCUCAGUUGAAUAAGUGAUUGUUCUGCGAUUUUUUAGUUUCAGUGUGAUGCCCUGGGGAAUGCAUACUGACGCAUGGAUAGUAGUUCUUUCCAUUAGAGUCUGCACCCAGUUAGAGAAACUGCGCACAUGAGAAACUCUGUAGCUUAUAUUUCCGUUUGAAUUACCAACUGUGCUCCUAUGUAUCUCCUUUGUAGCUGUUGAAACGUGCCAACCAGUUUUUGUCGCCCUGCAAAGCAUGCCAUUUUUUAUGUCAGGAGCACCUUAGGAACAAGUAAUUUUUCUUUCUCCUAGCUACAUAGGUAGCAAGAAUAGUUCAUUAUUCAAAUGUGGGACAACAAGAUCCUCACUUUCCUAGAAGAAGCGGCUUCCAGAUCUUAGGUGCCCACAGAUACUUGAUUCCUUAAUCAUUGGUUAUAAAUUGUUAAGCAAAUGUUGAGUUGUUAGCAAUUGUAUUCUAAUUAGAAAAUAUGUGCAUUCUUUUAUGGUGGAAUAGUCUGAAUGAUAUGCAUGAAUAUUUCACUCAGUAGAAUAUCUAAGAGCCCCGUUCAUGUCUAUAGAUAGACGGAUACGUGAGCCAAACCAUGAAUUUCAUCUCAUGCAUUUCCAAUGAGUUUUCAAUAGUUUUUGAUAAUAUUAACAAUUUAUCGUAGUAAUCUCAUAUCAUAGGUAAUGAACUUGGAAAAUAACUAAUAUUUGAUGCUUGUAUUUCUGCAGUGUAUCACAUCUCUGAAUUUUGUCUCAUUAUUCCAACACAAUUUUAUUUAGUGACAUUAUUGGGUUUUUGGUUUUUGAUGCUGCUGUUGUGGCACUGUUUUUGAUAGUAUGCCGCAAUUAGUUUAUGUUUUUUAUUAUCUUCCUUCAGAGUGUGAUAUGGGUUCCAUAGCGAUAUUCACAUGUGUGGCAGUCAUCAACUAGGUCACUAGAGUUGGGUUAGACUGGUUGCCAUCUCCAGCUUGGUUUUCUGGAGUAUCGAGGAAAAGACCCAAUACUAUAAUGUCUUGAUAACCCUUCCAUUAAGUUCUAUCUCGGUUUUGUUUUAAAAAAGGAGAGGUGGGCCCUUUUAUUUUUAAAAUAUGAUAAAUCUUGGGUCGAAGGCAUGCUUGUUGUGGUUCACGUACUCUUUGUGGGGCAUGUUGUCUGGUUUUGCCUGUUGUUUUAAACUGUCAAUAAGUUUGUGUAAAUUCACAAUAUGAUGGAGGAUCACGAGUAAACUAACUCGUCUUUGCUUUGGAAAAAACAAAUGUAAGCUAGUCCUAAGCUGUUGAUUUUGGUACUUCUAGGUGAACCAGAAAAUGAUGAAAUCUACAUUGAUCAAGGAUCUCUAUGGGGAGAUUGAUCGACUUAAAGCAGGCAAAUAGGAUUCAUAAAUCCUCCAUUUUAUAUCUCAUUUCAACGUGAGUUGUUGCUUACUGAAGUUUUUUUAUACCAGAGGUAUAUGCUGCAAGAGAAAAGGUUGGAGUUUACAUACCAAAAGAGCGGUACCAGCAAGAGGAAGCUGAAAGGAAGGUAUACUCUGCUCUGAAAAAAACUAAUUUGAAAAAAAAUGUUUCGGUGUUUUUUUUAUUUUUUUUCUUCUCAUGUUAUCUACUCAAUUACUUGGGGUUAUAUGGCGUUUGAAUUUGGUUAAUAUAUAAUUAUAAAAUUUUCAGUCUUCUGUCGUUCACUCAAUGUAACUUUUGUUUCUAAAGGGAAUGGCAGACCAGAUUGAGCAGAUGAAUGCCAUGUUAGAAACCAAUCAAAAGGUAAUGCGACUUUUUUGUUAGGCAUUCUUUAUAAAGCACAAUAUAAUUUUCAUUGCAUUCGUGCUCUUUUCCAUAGUAAAUUCUAAAAUAAUGUUAUUGAACAGCAAAUAAGUGAGCUGCAAGAGAAGUAUAAUGCUCAGGUACAGCAAUGCUCGGACCUCAGCAAAAAGCUAGCUGCAACAGAGGUAUUUUUUUUUAACAUUAUGUUGCUUGAUGCUUUUGAAUUAUUUUAAGCAUACAUAAGUUAUUGAAAAAACUUACAUUUGCAGAAAAGUCUUGAGCAUACUAGUAAGAUGCUUGGCACUACAAAGGAAGAAUUGAAGCAUACCCAAUACGUUCUGAAGGAGAAAGAGUUUAUUAUAGCUGAGCAGAGGAAGGCUGGUCCGUGUGUUUCCAUACCAUAUAUGAUCAUGAUUACUUUUUCUGAUCUUUUUCUUAACCUCUUAAACUUUCGUAACAGAAAAUGCAUUGGCGCAUCAGGCAUGUGUGUUGCGAUCUGAUUUGGAGAAGUCAAUACAUGAUAACGCAUCACUGCAUUCUAGGAUUGGUAACCUUCCGCAUGUUCAAUAACUUAUGCACCAAAAACACUUGACAGCAUGUGCUGACAUUAUUUCGUGGAUAUAAAUGUAGUUAUCGUUUUCUCAUUGGUUUUCAGUUUUUUUCCUCUUGGUUUGAAAAUUUUAAAUCUUGUUCACAUCGCAGAUAGAGAAGAUCAACUGAGUGCUGCAAACAGGUCAAUAGUAAACAACUUCCAAGCGGAUCUGGAAGAUAAGAUAAGGACACUUUGCAGCACUGUUUCUUCUUUCAUUGCCCGACAAAAAGAACAGCUUGAAAGUGUAGAAGAGAUCUGUAAAGCUUGUAUAGAAUAUCAAGAUAAGGUCAGGAUCAUGCCAUGUUGUCCAUGUCAAUAACUCAUAUCAAUGGUUGAGGUAUAGAACUUUGUGUCCUUGUUUAUCGUGAGAUUUUGUCAUGCAGUCGUCAAUGGAAUUAGCUGAGAAAGUAUCAGCUUCAAGGGCGCUGUAUAUUUCUCACGUUGAAACAAUUCAAAAUGUUGUCCGGUUGCACAAGGCAAACACAGAUGGCAGUUUGGAUCAGAUGUCUUCAUUGAUUUCUGGAAACAGUUGCUCCCUUGAAGAAGUCAGUACCUAUACAGCUGCAAACCGUUUGUUCCUUAUUAUUUGCCUCGGGUUUAUGGUUCAGCACUUACCAGGAGGUAUUUGCUCCAUCUUCAAUUUUUCAUCAGGUACUGACUUCAGGGGAGAAAAUGGGCGAUCAACUAGUUGGCGAUAUUCAGGGGAUGUUGUCAGCUCAUCGAGGAGAGAUUACAUGCUUUGCUGAGGAGCUUCGAGAUGUUAGUUUUCUUUUAUUUCAUAACCAAUUCGCUACACUAUGCAUCACACUUUUCUUCUGGAGUGUGCUAAGAACCCGUAAAAUUUUAUAUAUUUCUUUCUCAGAGAUUCCAGAAGGGUAUGGAACAGUCCAAGGACAUGUCCGACUUCGUUCUUGGGUUUCUCAACAGACUGGGAGAUGAAGCACAAACGUUUUAUGAUCAUAUGAAUUUGAUGCAUGGUGCACAGGGAAAACACAUUACCGAUUUCCAGAAGGCAUUUGAGGUUACUUUCUAUUCUCGGUUUCAAGAAGAUGAGUUUUUUUUUUUUCAUUAUCCUCUUUGGGAUUUCUUAUUUCUAUGAAAAAUAAACAGGAACAAUCUAGAUCUGAAACAGAGAAGCUUUUAGCGGAGGUCACUAGUUUGGUCUCUGGACACAUGUCUCGCCAGAUGGAGCUGGUUAGUAUGAUUUAUGACGUCAUUUUGUUUUGGCAUCUGGGAUUAUGAGGAAAACAAAGUGAUCUUCCCUUGCCAGGUAUCUGGGAGGCUCAAUGGUCUAGAGGUAGCUGCUGUCGAGAACAAAGUAGUUCUGGACGCGCACACCUCGUCACUCAAGGGAAUCACAAAUGAUGCCAAGAGGAAGUGGGAGCAACUUUCUGUCAAGGCAGAUAAUGAUUCUAGAGAAAGUGCUGAUUUUUCUGCGGCCAAACAUUGCCGCAUGGAGGUUAUGCUGCAGAAGUGGUAGGUUUUCUCUAAAAUCUUCAUCUGGCUCUUUCUUUUGCUUCCUCUGUUCCUUGGUAUUCUCAACUGCAAGCUCUCUUUACAGGGCAUCAUGCCUCACCAUGGAGACGUCCUUUUCUCCACUAAUUUGAUCUGCUUCCUUAUUUCUUUAGAACAAUCGUAGAUUUUUCUAGUUAAAUAUAUUUUUCCAAAUCUUUUAGCAAACUCUUUUUAAGUUUAUAACGUGCAUAAUUUCUUGGUGUUUUGAUGUUAAAUUGCUUCUCUAAUAUGGCCUUGCGUCACAACAAUCUCUCUCUCUCUCUCUCUCUCUCUCUUGACCAGUGUUGACGCUGUUGGAGUCGCUUCCGAGCACUGGAAGGAUACAAAUACAUCUGUCAAGGACAUAAGCUCUCGACACGUGUCAACAAUGGAGAAAAUGAUCAGGUUGCUUCUGUGUAGAGACCACUUUACAACGCCUUUCCUCGUGGAUUUCAUCCACCGCAUCCCCUUAUUGCUCGGGGUUAAUCUGUUAUCUUAUGCGUCUGGAUGCAGAGCUACCACCGAGAGUAAUGAACAGCAUGAUCUUGAGAUCGCUUCAACACGCCAUGUUGCCGAAGAGGAAGUGGCCAACAGCAGCGAAGACAUUCUUUCCCAUUUCGCAUGUAAAAUCCUCUUCCCUAACUUGUCGUUCCCUCUUUCAUCACAUCUUCCCUUUUAUGGAACUAUCGUCCAAGAACACAUGCAUGCUUUUAUCUUAAGCUGGGUUAGUAGUGACUUGCUAUCAAUCCUGCUUCAAACAACUGCAGCCGUUUCGGAGCACGGGCGGGAGUCGUCGUCAAGAAUCAUUGCUGCGGUUGAAAUCCACAGAGGGCUCCUCGAGAAUCUACACGAGGACCACGCUUCCGGGGCGUCUAAAAUCGAGCAGCAAUCAGAGAACACCUUCCAGGAGAGAUACCAGGCAAGCUAACUAGCUAGAUACCUCCUCCUUCCUGGUUCCUUUUAAUCCUCCCACGUCUGAUAAAUAAAUUAACCAAAAAAAACCCUCUGGCAGGACUAUAAACCCACGGGGGAGACCCCCGUGAAGUCGGAGCCGGACCUGCCGAGCAAGGGGACGAUCGAGUCCCUCCGGGCCAGGCCGAUGGAGGCCCUCCUGGAGGAGUUCUGGGAGAACCAUCCGCGCGAAGCCGCCGGCAAGGACGCCAAGUCAACGGCCAUCCCGCGCUGCCCCCUCAUUCAGCUCAACUGA
Molecule: messenger RNA, 8862 nt
Organism: Spirodela intermedia
Lineage: Eukaryota; Viridiplantae; Streptophyta; Magnoliopsida; Alismatales; Araceae
Source: the annotation of a GenBank genome assembly